AUGAAUUGUAUCAAAUGUGUUCGCGCUCUGCCGGCUGACGGAAGGUUUUUGACAUGUGCAUCUUGUCGGAAUGGUUACCACCUUGGUAAACCCUGCUCCGGUGUAGCGGAUGGGACUUUUGCGGGAAUGGGCGCUGCUAGACGAGAAACAUGGAAAUGUCCCACUUGCCGGACCGGCGAGAUCCGUACAGGCGAGAUCCGAACAGUCUCAGGGACUGCUGGUAACUGCUCACUAGAGGAUUCCGGCAACGCCGACGUGAGCAGACAGGAGCUUGUAGAUUGCGCUUCUGUUACCAGUCAGCUGGCUUCGAUCAGCGCUACGCUUAACCAGCUUCUUUCGUUGAAGGCUAGUGUUGAUACCCUUCUGCCCCUUCCAUCUAAAGUGGAUCAGUUGCUGGCUCUAAGACCAGCCGUCGAUGAACUGCGCAGCACGGUCGAAGGAUUACAAAGGACCGUUGACUCUUUUAGCCUAAAAUACGAUUCCGUGCUCGCUAUGGCAAUGACCAAUGAGGAAGCUGUGAAGGAUUUACAACAGGAGGUGGACACAGUCAGGACAACAAUGGAACAUCAGGCUGACACAAUUGAGCGACUGAAAGAAGAGCUCAAUGAUACGCACCAGUACAGUCGCCGUUGCAAUAUGGAGCUACACGGUCUUCCCUUUGUUCAUGGCGAGGACCUGGUGCAAAUCAUGAACGACCUAUCUCAAAAGCUUGAUGUUCCAACACCUCAGCCUUCGGACAUCCUGGCAAUUCAUCGCCUUACAAAAAAACCUGACUCAGUUCCAACAGUUCUGAUAAACUUCACCUCUGUCGCCAUAAAGAACUCUUGGAUGUCUGCACGAGGAAGGCUACGCAAACGGUGCCGGUCUGAAGAUCAACCGAACUUAUUCUUCAAUGACAACCUUACACCAGCGAAUAAAGAACUUUUUUGGCUGGCGAGAACUCAGGGCAAAAAACAUGGAUACCGGCAAAUGUCGACCGUCUUUGCGACCUUCCAGCAAAAGUAG
Messenger RNA from Ixodes scapularis (black-legged tick), 1005 nucleotides. RefSeq lists its product as uncharacterized. The coding region runs from base 1 to 1005 and encodes 334 amino acids. The record is from RefSeq and is a predicted model, not a curated record. Lineage: Eukaryota; Metazoa; Arthropoda; Arachnida; Ixodida; Ixodidae. The transcript has 2 exons.